AUGGGACGGAAGCUGGACGUUCUGCUGGGGAGGAGGAGUUCGAGGCAGAUGCCCAUGCUGAAGUCCCUGUUGAGCCUCACCGUCUGCCGCCUCGCCGUGCUCCGCAACCGCCGCCAGGCCCGAUGCGACCAGGCACGGGAAGACGUUGCUCAGCUCCUCCAGCUCGGCCAUGUCGACAGCGCCCUCCUCCGCGUGGAGUAUGUGAUCAAGGAGCAGAACAUAUUGGACGCGUUCGCCAUGGUAGAACACUACUGUCAUCUUCUGGGUGAGAGGGCCGUCCUCCUGGAUCACAGGGAGUGCCCGGAGGAGCUGCGGGAGGCGAUCGCGAGCCUGAUCUUUGCCGCGUCGAGAUGCGCGGAGUUACCGGAGCUGCACGAGGUCCGAGGCAUCUUUUCCUCCAAAUAUGGGAAGGAAUUCGUGUGUGCCGCUCUCGAGCUGCGUAACGACUGUUGUGUCAAUGCCAAGAUGAUUCAGAAGCUGUCGACCGCGCAGCCAAGCCUGGAGAUCAGACAGAGGGUGACGAAGGAGAUCGCCGCCGAGAAAGGCCACAAACUGGGAUGUUAUGAUCCCUCUUCUGAUGUUGCAGAGGGAGAGCCCGUCGUGAAACCACCGGUGGAUUUCAUUCAGGAUCAGUUCUUACCAGAUGAGAAUCUUUGGCCGAGGAGCCACAGCCAUCACAAGUAUAACGAUGCGGCUGGGGCAGCACAGGCGGCUUUUGAAUCAGCUGCCUAUGCUGCGGCAGCUGCAAGGGCUGCAGUGGAGCUUUGCCGAUCGGAGUCCCAAGGAAAAGGCUCCGAUGACGAGAACAAAGCUGGUAGCCACAAGACAAGUGCGAUCAAGGAAGCUAAGACGGCCAAAGCAGAGACUUCUGCGGGCGCUUACGGUUCAGAUGCAGAAGAGGGGACAAAAGCAAAACAGAAAGAUUUGCUUCGAGAAGAAAGAUAUAGGGAGAAGUGCUUCAAGCAGCGAAGGAGGCUAUCUUCUUCGAGCUCUGACUCCAGUGAUGAGGAAGAUAAUAUGAGUUGGAAUGCGCAACACUCAGCAGGAAUCAAUAUAAAGAAUAUUUUGUUUGAUGAAAGUGGUCAUGAGAUAGGCAGGAACGAGACAGGGAGACGCGGGAGUUUAGCAAGAAGAACAUUAUAUGUUGUUGGCAACGAGCAGCCGAGUCGCCGAGGGAACAAUGGGCACGAAGGCUCAGAGCAGAGGCAGUUCGCUGCAUCUUUAGAAGACAAGCACGGAGAAGAAUACGACUUGCUUCCUCCUGCCUACCGCAGAGGAAAAGAAAUAAGGUCCGGUGAGAAGAACAUCAAUUCAUUGCAUGAAGAGACAAACAAGGUGGGACUCAGAUCGGGAACCUUGGGCAAUAAUGCAAUGUAUAAUAAUGCAGAGAACGCAUACCUGGAUUCUGUAGAAUUGCGCCGACUGCAUUAGAGUUCAGGAAAGGAACCCAUCUCAGUGAGGACAAGAUGACUUUAGGGGGCAAACAAUAAACUCUUUUCCUUGUUUAGACGAAUUGAAACAUGCAAAAUGAGAUUUUGGCUGUCUCA
Messenger RNA from Musa acuminata AAA Group (dessert banana), 1547 nucleotides. RefSeq lists its product as uncharacterized. Gene Ontology annotation, biological process: protein transport. The transcript has 5 exons. The coding region runs from base 1 to 1431 and encodes 476 amino acids. Lineage: Eukaryota; Viridiplantae; Streptophyta; Magnoliopsida; Zingiberales; Musaceae. The record is from RefSeq and is a predicted model, not a curated record.